Molecule: messenger RNA, 2416 nt
Organism: Ruditapes philippinarum (Manila clam)
Lineage: Eukaryota; Metazoa; Mollusca; Bivalvia; Venerida; Veneridae
Exons: 1
Coding region: 463-2187 (574 amino acids)
Biological process (GO): positive regulation of DNA-templated transcription
Cellular component (GO): chromatin; nucleoplasm
Molecular function (GO): ubiquitin-protein transferase activity; zinc ion binding
Source: RefSeq, a predicted model, not a curated record
GUUAAUGUUUUGUCGUUUAACAAAAUGUAUUUUGUUGAAAUGCAUGUUUACAAUGUUAAAUCGGCAAACUCAAUCCAAGUAUGCAACAUUGGAGUUUACAUACAAAGAAAUACAAUUGUAUUUUUUCCAUUAACAAACUGUUCAACUCAGAUCAACAAGGCUGGAUUUUUGGCAACGAAUAGCCUCCAUAAACGUUAUCGUGUUCGACUUUUAAUUUAGAUAUAGACUUCAUCCGAGUCCCAAGUUUAAAGUAAACAGAUAACGACAGAUAACGUUUGGAUCAGAACAAUAUAUUACGGCUAACAUGAUCAUUUUUAUUUAGUUAAAUCAGUUUAAACCCCGGAUUUGUUUCAUUUAAAUAUCUUAGUUUGUGAAGUCGCUGAAUAUUGACCUGGAGAUGUAAAUAUAUGUGCAUGUAUAUAUGUAAUAUCUAAAUAAGGGACAAUAUAAUCGUUACACAAAAUGGCGGACAGUGGAAGUAAAAUAGGAGAAGAUGAUGAAGUUCCUGGUCGUGUGAAGGAACAUUUGUGUCAACCAUGUUUAAGUAAGGAUAAGCAAACUGUAGCGGACAAGUUUUGUUCAACUUGUAAUGAAUUCCAAUGCAAUGAUUGUUCAAAUGUACACAACGUGCUCGCCAUCUUAAAAAGUCAUAAAUUGGUGAGCGUGAAUGAAGCUGAUGUUGCAAGUUUUUCGGUUAAAAUGAAGGCCUUAGAUCUAUGUGAUCAACAUCAACAUUCUUUUGAAUUUUUCUGUGAAGAUGAAAAGAAGCUCUGCUGCAGUAAGUGUGCAAUUGUUAAUCAUCGAAAAUGUCACAGCGUUGUAGAAAUUGAGAAGAUCGCUGGGAAUAUUACCUCACCAAUUUCUACAUUAGGGGAGACAUUGAAGGAAGCUAAAGAAGCUGCUGAGAGUGUUGCGAGACAUAUUCGCUCUUCAAAAGAUCAACUUGCUCAAGAUAUAAAAGAAAUACAUGAUAAGAUUAGACGAAUGCGAGACGAAGUAAUGGAAAUGUUUGCCGAUCUAGAAGAGUCCGUUAACAAAAGAGCUGAAACUCUGCAGAAAGAAACAUUACAAAAUCUGACAAUGAAACAAACACAAAACGAGAAACAUUUGGCUGAUGUAACAUCGUGCUUGGAGACGAUUGAAAGUAUUUUCAAAAAUGGAACUCCAGUACAGAAAUAUAUAGCAGAACAGAAAAUGGAGAGUAACGUCAAUGCUCUCUGCAGAAACAUCAAAGAGGAAUGUCAGAAUUUAGAGACGGUGAACAUUUCUUUUCAAUUCGACGAAACAAUAAAAAUGCCGCCAUUACCAGUAACUGAAUAUGUUCCAGGACAAUUAGAAUUGAAUUUUCAGCACCAGGGAGAUGUUAAUUUUGUUAACAUGAUGAUGAAGUUAACACCAGUUUCUUCUAUUGAUUUGAAGAAGACGGAAGAUGAUAUCGAUGAACUGUUCUAUACAGGCAUAGAUUUUCUACCUGAUGGUAGACUGGUGGCUGUUGAUAACACAAACAAGAAAUGUUUAGUGUACAAUGAGAAGCUUGAGAAAGUAGGAUCAUAUCAGCUAUCUUACAAACCAUUUUCUGUUGUUGUAGUAUCUGAGGAGGAAGUAGCGAUAACACGUGGAUACGAUAUAGAAUUUCUACAUGUCAGUAAAUGUAAUGAAAUAACUUCAAGUAGGAAAUGUAUAGUAAAAACGAAAUAUGACUCUAUAUGUUUGAAAGAUGAUAAACAGUUUGUAGUAGGGACCUAUGAUGAACCAAAACCUGUACGUAUUGUAUCAUUGACAGGAAAGGAACAUGACUUUAGUGUUAACUUUCCAAACAAGACAUAUCCUAUAGACACUAGCGAUUGUACUUACAUAAAGAGCAGUGACAAAGUGGUGAUAACAGAUAGAUACGAGCAUACUGUCUGCAUAUAUGAUAUCAAGACAGACACAAGAGUCGUAGUGAAGGAUGAUCAGAUACAGGAACCACGUGGUGCAGCAGUUGGACCUUCUGAUACUAUCCUGGUGUGUAGUAUGAAAACAAACUCCAUUGUACAGAUAUCCAAAACAUGUCAGAUUUUAUCAUCGUACAAGAUAGACAUGGAGUAUCCUUGUAUAGUAUGUGUCUCACGUGAUAAAUCAUUUCUUGUUGUUACAAAUAGCUAUCCUGGAAACAAAAAAUUGCAGAAAUUCAAAAUAUCAUGUUAGUGACACAAUAUACUGUUUCACAGAUAAGAUUUACACACUGUUAAUUAUACACAAAGUUAUUAAAGAAUGAAACGAGAAAUUAUCGGUUACAGAUGAUGGAUGGAUCAUGGAAUUAUAUUUGUUCUAGCACCAAUGUAGCUGUUUAUAACGAAAACAAUAUUCAAAUUAAACAAUAUUCUUGGAAAAAGUGUGCUUAUCAAAAUCGUUUAAAUGUAGUCAAUGUAUGCUU